Molecule: messenger RNA, 3319 nt
Organism: Scaptodrosophila lebanonensis
Lineage: Eukaryota; Metazoa; Arthropoda; Insecta; Diptera; Drosophilidae
Gene: Rbf2
Product: retinoblastoma family protein
Exons: 3
Coding region: 87-2543 (818 amino acids)
Biological process (GO): negative regulation of G1/S transition of mitotic cell cycle; cell differentiation; regulation of transcription by RNA polymerase II
Cellular component (GO): transcription regulator complex; nucleus; chromatin
Molecular function (GO): RNA polymerase II transcription regulatory region sequence-specific DNA binding
Source: RefSeq, a predicted model, not a curated record
CAUUUUGACAUUGAGUACGAUUUACGCGCCACGCAUUGAAAUUGUUUUGCCGGAAUAGGGACGGAGCUAAUAUUUUAAGCAUACAAAUGACGGAUAUUAAUGGCGUUACUAAUACGCCAUUCGAUGUUGUUAAGCCGGCAUUGGACAUCCUUGAUACGAGUUUUGGAAAAAUAUUCGAACGUCUCGACCUGCCGCCAGACAUACAGAAUGGUGCGCUGCAAGCAUAUCGCGAAUUCAAAAUAAACGGUCCAGAAGAUGCACAAUUGUGGCUCUGCUGUGCCAUCUAUAGCGAGCUCCAGCAGGCCAGGAUGAAGGAAAUGUUAUCCAGAGCUGUCGCUGCCCGAGCCAAACGCAAAAAUAGCGGAGACCAGCAGCAGGAAUAUUGGUCAAAAUCCUCCCAAUGCAAUAGCUGGAAUAUGUCGUUGUCACAUCUACUGCGCUGCUUUAAUAUUGGCAUUAACGUCUUCUUGCAAAAAAUGAAGCAUUGGAAUAUGCUCGCUCAUCAUUCGGACACUUUUAAAAAAAGAAUCGAAAAUCUGCAGAGGCGACUUAGCAUAGAUAAACUGCUGCUGCGUCACUACAAAAACGUCUUCCAACAACUUUACUUAAAACCCGAUGCCUCCAAAGAGGAGGACUUGCUUGAAUAUCAAGCAAUAUAUGAGUUUGGUUGGCUGCUCUUCCUGGUCGUCCGGAACGAGCUGCCGGAGUACGCUGUAACUAAUUUAAUAACUAGCUUUCAGUUGCUCGUGUGCACUCUGGAGCUGGUCUAUGUCAAUGCACUUGAAGUGCACCAAUCGAAGAUAAUCAAUAGGGAAUUUCCUGGCAUUCCUAAGGAUUGGACAGAGGAAAAUUUUGAUAUCCUAAGCCUGCAUGGAUACUGUGCCAUCGACAAGAUAGGUGCGCUUAUACCCGAUUUGCCAGUAUCAGGUGUCGUUGUAGUCCGAAACUCUUUCUUUCGCAAGACGAUAAUGAUGUUUUUCUCGGAGCAGCGUCUGGUGGGGAAUCACACUCACAUGCGCGAGCUUAUUAAGGAUGGCCUAUUAGAGGUCAAUCUGACGAGCUUAAAUCGUAAUUAUGCCACAUUUGUGGCCGACAUAAAUGAAAUGGACGAACGUCUGUUCCUAAAGUUUGAACCACAAACAAACCCUAAGGAAAAGGAAGUUGCAAAGGAUGCGCCGCUGAAGGAACUGAACUCAAAGUUGUGGAUGAUUGAAGGUCAUAAAUUCUGUGAGGCCCAACGUAUGAAUCUUUAUCAGCUGCUUACGCAUGGGAAUGGUCUGCCACCAACCCUGCCCACCCACAUACGUGAUGCGAUCGAUAAAGAUGAUGCCAAUUCGCUAACCAAUAUUCAAAACACGUUGCGGGACAUGGCGCUUAAAUUUGGAACUGCUGCGGAAACCACCGCCCAUUUGUCGGACGAAGAGGCGAAGCGUCGCUUUGGACUGAGCAGCGCCAUUUAUUACAAACUGCUAGACAGUAUUAUAAAAGCGGAGCUGCAGCGCAAGCCCGGCCUGAAAAUAACGAAGCUGCUGGUUCAGCGCACUUUCAACGCCACUCUGAUUGCCUGUUGUCUCGAACUGGUGCUGCACAUAUGCGGUCAAAAGACGCUGGAAUUCCCGUGGGUGCUAGAAUGUUAUCAGAUUGAGGCCUUUGAGUUUCAGAAGAUAAUCGAACUGGUGGUGCGCCACCAUAAUGGUCUGCUCUCACAGGCGCUGAUACGGCAUCUGCAGUCUGUGGAGACGGAAUGUCUGGCCACGCACAUUUGGCGCAGAGACUCGCAGCUUUGGCAGCUGGACAAAUUGCCUCACUAUCGGAAUUUGCAGGACACCACUGAGUCUGAAGAUAAAGAGAAUGUCCCCAAAUGUGUUAACAUCACACACAAAUCAGUGAUUAUUUGUAUGCGCAAAUUUUAUUUGCUGGCCUCGCAACGCCUCCACGAUCUCUGCAAGCCAUUGGGUCUGCUUGGCAAUCCCAUGGAUUUUAGCCACAUGUGGCAUAUUGUGGAGUAUUCGGUGACGGCGCAUGGCUCGGAGCUUCUGCGACAACGUCAUCUGGAUCAACUCAUCAUCUGUGCCAUAUAUAUGUACGGUUGUAUGGCUGGUCUGAGACUUACCUUUACACAGAUCCUGCAGGUCUAUCGUCGACAGCCGUAUAUGCGCCGAAGCGUUUAUCGGGAGGUGCCAAUGGAGGGCGCACCCUGCGACAUAAUAGCGUUCUACAAUCAAGUCUAUAUACCUCUGAUGACUUUCUACUCCCAACUGCUGAAAUGCCGUCUCCGUGUGAGAGCUCUUCUGCAGCCCAAUCAGAAGCCUGCCAUGGAACACACUCAUCGCCAGAUCAGUCCGAAUCACAAUUUCUAUUUAAUGUCAGAGACCGUGCCUGUGAUGUGCGAUCAAACUUGCAACUGCACCACACUGAUAGCUGAGGCCACGGAGAACGCAUUGUCGGGCAAGAAGCGCUCCUACUCCUUUAAUAAAUCCAGCCCCCAACACUAUCAGCCCAAGCGACCAAACAUACUACGACGAUCCACGGCCAAUCAGUAGAAAUUCUAGUUAUUUUUUAAAAGUAUAGAGAAUAAGUCUCAUUAUUCGUGCCCAUUACUAUUUGGCUGCAUUUGUGGCAGCUCUAGGAAACUUUAGAAGUCUUAAGUUGCGUUCAAACCUGCUAAUAAUUUGUACAAAAAUUUGUGCAUUCUUAAACGUCGAAAAGAAGUUGGCUGUCGCAGAAAAAACAGAACCUGUUCUCAUUACCGCAUUCAAUUCAAUUGUGCAAACUGAAAAUUUUGUCCAUAUUUACAAAACAAAAAACUACGAAUGCCAGUUCCUCCACCCAAUUGUAUUCUUUCGAGCACUGUUGAUCAAAAAACGACAACUAUUGUGUUUUAACUAAUUGCUAAAGUACUAUCCGAUAAAAAAAAAACUUUGCAAACCGCAUAACUUGAUAGCAUUUCCAAAAAAAAACACAUUACCAAUUUCGAUUUCAUCUAAUUUGAUGAAAUUCGUAAAAUAAAGAACUGUUAUUGAAGCUCGACAAAUUUCUGUGCAAACUAUUGGCCUGUCUGAACACGGCUUCAGAGGGAGCCUUAAUUCUAAGAACUCGAAACUGAAACUUAAACAUAACAUAUAAAAUGGCGAUUAAAAUGUAAUCGUCGAGUAAACUUUCGCGUUGUGCCUCAUUGCUAUAUUGUUACAAACGUUGUACAUAUACCUCUGCACCUAUAAAUAGAUAUCAAAAAUAGCAUCCAAGCUACAAAUACUUGAAAUCCAUUUACAUUUAAACAUAUAAAUUGAAUUCCAUUUUUAGUUUUAAACAUUUUUUA